AUGUGCUGGACAUUUGUGCACCGGCUGAUCCUGAUGACACUCAGCUUUCUGUCUUGUGCUGCAGAUAAGACAAAGGUUCCUGUCUCCUGUCCAGAUCACCAGACGGCCUUCAGAGACUCCUGCUAUGAGUUUGUGGAUCUCCAGCACACUUUUGUCAGUGCACAGGCUUGGUGCGAGCAGCGUGGUGGACACCUUGCAUUUAUCCCAGAUGAAGAAACUCAAUACUUCCUUCAAAGACUCCUGGACCCCAAGAGGGACGUGUGGCUUGGAGUAGCACCCUUUCCAAAACUGCAACAUUCUCCAACUGUUGAAUCUCAAACUGUGCAUGCUUUUGCUCCAUCCUCAGGUGCCCUAUCUUGGCUGGAUGGUUCACUUAUCACCUAUUCAAACUGGGCUCACAGCCCACAGCCAGGAGCAGCCUGUGGACACAUACUGAGAGACUCUGGCUUUAAAUGGGAAGCCACAGGAGAUUGCAACAAAAUACGGCACUUUAUCUGCCAGUUUGACUCCAGGAGAUCCACUGUGUGUGCAGGUCUUAACACCACUCUUCAGUGUGGUUCUGGUCAAGUCUUAAUGAUAGACGGUGGCUUCUAUGGUCGAAAGAACUUUCAUUAUUGUCGAUCAUUAUUGUCGAUCUCCCAUUCAACCACAUCUACAGAACACCAGUGCAGCUGGGAAGAUGCUGUACAGCCAUUAACAGCUCACUGCCAUGGUCGUCAGGUCUGCCAGACUGCUGAAGUUGUGGCUUCCUUUGGUGAACCCUGUCCUCAGCUGGGCAGCUACCUUUCUGUGGAUUACCAUUGCAAAGAUGGGCUAAUACUGUCAGUGAGCUCCGUCGCUGGUGUUUUUGAUGACGUCACCAUCAGGGUGAAGUGGCUUUUACAUCUUUCACAGGGGAAACUUAGCUGUAAGCUGAGUACUGGAGAUGGCCUUGUUGUUCACCUGCAGAGUCCAGUGGGGUUAGAGACCAGCGUGACGCAUAAAUAUAGUCAUCCAAGCACAUUUGUUGUGGUAGCUGAAUGCACCAUGAGGGACCUACACAUUACAGCUCAGAACAGAAUUACCAUCCAAGAGCCUGUCACGGUGUUUGGUGUCAUCAGGUGCUAUGCUGGGAAGCUGUCUUUUCCUGUAACCAGCUGCAAAGCCCUUUAUGGAGAGCCAUUUCAAAUUCAAAUGGAGGUAAAAGCAGGUACAAAUGUGACUUACAGAGUCCAGAGUGAAGAAACGUUGUUGUCCGGUUUAUCUGUGUUCAAAGGAAAUGUGCCCCAGAAUAUUACAGUGACUACAGAAAUGAUGCAGCAGCCUGGGCCCGGCUGCCACCAGCUCACUCUUUAUGCAUCCAACAUGGUCACGCACCCUGAAGUGUCUACAGACCUGCAGGUGUGUGUGUUGGAGAAGGUAGCCGGGCUUCAGGCCUCUAUGUUGACAGAAAGAGGUGAUUGUCUAGACUCUCCAGAUAUUGCAGUUGGUGUUUCGCUCAAACGGGGUGCUCCUGUGUUGCUCCUCUUCUCUCUGACUGGAGACAACAGCUCUUACUCCGAGGCCAGAGAAAUGAAUAUAAGCAAGGACAUUUUUCAUAUUGGACACCCAGCUGAAGCAAGACAUACUGAAGAAGUUCUUUACAAAAGAUACACCAUAAAGACAUCAUCCACAUUAAACAGCAGAAGCUCAGAAGAAAGUGAGGGAAAUACAGCAACCAACCCUGGCCCUGCCACUACAACACCUGGCACUACCGACCCUGCCAACCCUGGCCCUGCCACUACAACACCUGGCACUACCGACGCUGCCAACCCUGGCCCUGCCACUACAACACCUGGCACUACCGACCCUGCCAACCCUGGCCCUGCCACUACAACACCUGGCACUACCGACCCUGCCAACCCUGGCCCUGCCACUACAACACCUGGCACUACCGACGCUGCCAACCCUGGCCCUGCCACUACAACACCUGGCACUACCGACGCUGCCAACCCUGGCCCUGCCACUACAACACCUGGCACUACCGACGCUGCCAACCCUGGCCCUGCCACUACAACACCUGGCACUACUGACCCUACCAACCCUGGCCCUGCCACUACAACACCUGGCACUACCGACCCUACCAACCCUGGCCCUGCCACUACAACACCUGGCACUACCGACCCUACCAACCCUGGCCCUGUCACUACAACACCUGGCACUACCGACCCUACCACCCCUGGCCCUGUCGCUACAACACCUGGCACUACCGACCCUACCAACCCUGGCCCUGUCACUACAACACCUGGCACUACCGACCCUACCAACCCUGGCCCUGCCACUUCAACACCUGGCACUACCGACCCUACCACCCCUGGCCCUGUCGCUACAUCAUCUGGCUCUACUAGUGACUCAACUACCAACGCUAACACCGCUUAUACAUCUCCACCAGCAACCACCAACACUUUUGACAGCCUUAAGUGUAGCAUAACACCGCAGAGUGGAACAAUCCUUGAUGCCUUUACUAUAACGUGCAAUACCGAAAUUCCUUGUCCUGACUGUCAGUAUUGUUUUAAAAUUAAUAAGGGUAAGCAUCUGCGUUGCAGUAAAAACAAUGAAGUGAAGUCCCUCUUCCUGCCACUGGGAGAUAGCAGUUCCAACUACAACCUGAUUAUCACAGCAACAGCCAGAAAUAUGAGCUCCAAAGAUAGCACCACUAUAACUGCAAAGGUGCUGGAUUCCACUGAAGCGUCCUCUUCUGUAGAUAAUCUUAAGGAUUCCAUAGAGAAUGCUGUGGAUCAGCUAAAGAAACAGGGUCUACUGUCAGGAGAGACUUUGGGACAAAUUAUCAAUUCAGUGUCCGAAAAACUGAAUGGUCAAUCUGAUGAAUCGACAAAAGCUGAAAGACAAAAGCUUCGUGAGAAGAUGCUGAACAUAAUGAUCGACACAGUAAAAGAAGCACCCACAAACACUCCAGAAGAAGUUGAGGUGACAGCCAGAGGAAUGGCAGCUGUUGUCCAGAAAGGCACUGAGCUCAGCCUCGAAGCUCAGGAAGAAGCGUCAUUAUUGUUUGCAAACCUCAGCUCAGCUCUCCUCCACAUGGAUGUGAACAACACUGAAGAAACCAUUAAUGAAAUACACGCUGCAGCAACCAUCAUUGUGGAAGGAACAAGCAAUAUCCUGGACUAUGCUUCUAAUAAAAACAUAUCUGAUGCCCUUCUCCUCACUCUGAGCAAUACACAGAGUGCACUGUUAAUAUUUAGAGAUGUUAACAUGGGCCCAACUAUCAUCCAGCAGCCGCAUAUUGCUGUGUUGGUUAAUAGAGUGACACCAGGAAGUUUGCACGCAGAGUCUAUAAAGAUUUCCAACAGUUCCAGCCCCACAUUUUCUCUCCCAACAUUGCUCUCCAAUAUGUUACCUGCAGAAGAAACAGUGGAUAUACGAAUGCUGAGUGUAGAUAAAAACCCCUUUUCCUGGAACGAGAGAGGGAACAUCAGUGGCCAAAUAGGUGCUCUUUCCCUGACAAAGAAAGAUGGCUCAAACAUCCCUGUGGAGAACUUGAGUGAGGAUAUUAAGAUUCUGUUACCAAGGCCUGUUGGACAGCAGGUGAACACCUCUGUUUUGGACCUGGGGAACUUCAGCACAACGGUCAUCGACAUUCCUUCAGCUGACAUCACACUGGUGUUAAAGAUGGUGCCUUCAAGUGAUCCUUUACCCUUCAAACUGCUCCUUGGUUACAUGAACUACCCCACUGAGACAAAUUAUGUAGCGAUGACGGAGAUGCCUCUCCAGGGAACAACGCAAGAGGAGAAAUACACUUGGCUACUAGAACCUGAGGACUUCAAAGGAAACACUGGAGUGCACUAUCUUGUAGUGAGGCCCAUUGUAGGUCCGGGUAUAAAAUCCAUCAAUGCCAGUUUAUCGAUUACCUCUAUUACUGCUGCAUGUAAGUUUUGGAAUGAAUCAUUAUUGGAGUGGAGCAGUAAUGGAUGCAGGGUUGGCAUUGAGACCACACCUUUGGUCACCACAUGCCUCUGCAACCACCUCACCUUCUUUGGGGGCUCAUUCUUCGUCACUCCCAACCUUGUUGACCCAUCACGCACCGCUGAGCUCUUUGCGAAUUUUGCUGAGAAUCCUGUGGUUGUGUGCUUUGUGGGGUCACUCUUUGUGGCCUAUCUCUUGGCGGUUGUGUUUGCAAGACGAAAAGACCUUCAAGACACAUCCAAGGUGAAGGUGACUGUGCUGGAGGACAACGACCCCAUGGACGAGUACCGCUACCUGCUGAGUGUUAGCACUGGGCAUCGACGAGGAGCCGCCACUUCCUCUCAGGUGACCAUCACUCUGCUGGGUGCAGAUGGAAACAGUGAACCACAUCACCUGACGGACCCAAAGAAAUGUGUGUUUGACAGAGGUUCGGUGGAUGUGUUCCUGCUGACUUCACCCUUCUCUCUGGGAGACCUGCAGAGCAUCAGACUGUGGCACAACAACUCAGGAAGUCGUCCGGCCUGGUAUGUAGGCAAUGUCAUGGUGCAGGAUUUACAGACGGAGAAAAAAUGGCAUUUUCUCUGCAACUCCUGGCUGGCCAUAGAAAUUGAUGAUUGUUCCCUUGAUAAAGUUUUCCCCGUUUCGACAGAGAUGGAACUGAAGAGGUUCAGUAACUUGUUCUUUAUGAAGACUACAAAAGAUUUCAGCGAUGGACACCUCUGGUACUCUGUGAUCAGCCGACCGGCGAGCAGCACCUUCACUUGUGUUCAGAGAGUUUCCUGCUGUUUCAGCCUGCUGCUCUGCACCAUGCUGACCAGCAUCAUGUUCUAUGGCAUCCCAACAGAUCCCUCUGAGCAGACCAUGGACCUGGGACACUUUGAGUUUAGCUGGCAGCAGUUCAUGAUUGGAGUCCAGAGUUCUCUCAUCAUGUUUCCUAUUAAUAUCCUAAUUGUCAGUAUCUUCAGAAACACUCGUCCUCGAGACACAUCUUGUUGCAAGCGCAAAAAAGGAAAACAAGCUGCUCUUGAAGAGAAAUCUUUCUCAGAGUCAUCCAGCAGCAGCACCAAUGCCAACGUUACUUUGGACACUGUCAUCAAGGAUAUCACAAGAAUUGCCCAUUCACUAUCUAAGACCGUGAAGAGCAACAUACCGUGCACAGAGUCCGAGUUCGGACCCGGACAACAAGUUGAUAUCAGCGCGGUCCUCUCUGUGGUGGAGGACUUCAUCAAACAGAAUAACAAAAGCAGCGACACCACCAAUCCCAAAACUCAGAGCUUUCGCAACCUUGUCCAGCCUGAGCUGCCAGUCCAGAAGCAGCAGCAUAACUCAGGCCAUGAUUCUGAGUCAACGGUGGAGGGGAUUGAAAAGAAGAGCAACAAAACCCAGUAUCUAUACCGGCAGCUGUGUCAUAUUGACAAAGAGCUUUGUAUGCUGGGACCCUCCGGCUUCCCCACCCCACACAGCUACAGCCAGGCUCUGCAGCAGGUCCAGGUCAUGAAGGGCUUGCUUGAAGAUCAGCUCUUCACAUCCAGCACUGCCAACCCUGAUGAACUCACCCAGAAGAACCCUGCAGAGAGCUCUGACUGUUAUGGUAAUCAGAAGACAAGGAAGUGCUGUCACGGAGGCUUACCCUGGUGGUUCAUUUAUGUCGGCUGGCUGCUAGUGGUCGCAAGUAGUUGUGUAGCCGGAUAUUUCACAAUGCUUUAUGGACUGAAAUUUGGGAAGGAACGCUCUGUGAGCUGGUUGGUGUCCAUGAUUGUCUCCUUUUUUCAGAGUAUUCUUGUCAUUCAGCCACUGAAGGUGCUAUGUCUCGCAGUUUUCUUUGCACUUGUAAUAAAAAAAGUUGAUGAGGAAGAUGUGGUAAAUGUUCAGGUGUGACAGCAGAUAAUCAAAUCGUUAUCCACAGGUGAACAACAAGUGGUCAGACGAGAUAACAGUCUGUAUGAGCCUCCUCCUGCUGCAGACAUUGAGAAGAUGAAAAGGAUAAAGAUGAUGGAGCAGAAAGCCUUUGCUCUUCUCAAGGAGAUCUUGACCUACUUUGGGUUUAUGUGGAUGUUGCUGCUGGUGGCGUACGGCCAGAGAGAUCCCAAUGCUUAUUUCCUAAACCGACACAUCCGGGACAGCUUCAGGAAAGGGAUCUCAAACAGCAUGAGCCUUGGAGAUGUGUUCACUUGGGCCAACACAUCACUCCUAAAAAACCUCUUUGGAGUUUAUCCAGGAUUUAUCACAGAUGGAAACUCGAAGCUUGUGGGUAAUGCCCGUCUUCGUCAACUGAGAGUGCAGAUGGACUCCUGUCAGAUCGCAGACUCCAUGCUCCAGUUGGUACCAGACUGUCAUGCUCCAUAUUCAUGGGAGGUGGAGGACAUGGGCUCUUAUGACUCAGGCUGGAACCAGUCUGUGAGCGAUAAUAUCUCUAUGUCCAGCCCAUGGAUGUACCAGACGCAGGCUCAGCUCAGGGCUUACCCUGUCUGGGGGAAAAUGGUGCUCUACAGGGGAGGUGGCUUUGUAGCAGAGCUCGGCCCGGAUGCAGAAAACGCCAGCAGCACCCUUGAGUAUCUGUUCAGGAACACAUGGCUGGAUAAGUACACAAGGGCGAUCUUUGUAGAGUUCACCGUUUACAAUGCCAACGUGAACCUCUUCUGCAUCGUCACGCUCUUGCUGGAGACCACAGCUGUUGGAGCAUUUCAAUUCCACAGUGAGCUGCAGAGUGUCCGUCUUUACCAAUCAACUGGUGGUCUUCACAUCUUCGUUAUGGCUGCAGAGAUCAUAUUCAUGCUUUUCAUCCUCUAUUACAUGUUCCUGCAGGGCAAGUUAUUGAAGCAGCAACGUUGGGCUUACUUCAGGAGCAAAUGGAACCUUCUCGAGCUGUCUAUAAUCCUACUGAGCUGGAGCGCCGUAGCUGUCUUCAUCAAGAGAACCCUGCUUGGGAAACGCGAUAUGACCUACUACCAAAACCACAAAGACCAAUUUGCCAGUUUUUAUGAGACAGCAACAGCAGACUCUGCACUCCAAUACCUGAUCGCCUUCCUGGUCCUGCUCUCCACCUUCAAAAUGUGGCAUCUGCUCAGAUUGAACCCCAACAUGAACAUGAUCACUGCUGCGCUGCAGCGGGCCUGGAGUGACAUAUCUGGUUUCCUUGUGAUUAUUGUGAUCAUGUUCGUGGCAUAUUCCAUUGCAUCCAACGUGAUUUAUGGCUGGAGGAUUUCCUCAUAUAGAACUCUGAAGGAUGCUCUCCUGACCAUCAUAAGUCUGCAGAUAGGCAUCUUUAACUAUGACGAGGUCCUGGAGGGCACCCCUGUGCUUGGUGGAUUACUCUUUGGUUCCUGCAUUGUGUUCAUGACAUUUGUGGUGCUCAAUCUGCUCCUCUCAGUGAUCCUUGUGGCAUUCAACGAGGAGCAAAUAUAUCACAAGCCAUCAGAUGAGGAGGAGAUUGUUGACCUCAUGCUGAAGAAAAUCUGCAGUCUUUUUGGGAUCAGAUAUAAAAACACAAAAGACACCUCUGGGCCUGAUGUGAACGGAAGCAGCAGCCUGACUCUUAAAAACAGCAGAAAUAUCCUCAACAAUUCCUCAGUUGAUGAGAAUAUUUCUCAGCCUUCUGGAAGCUUAGUUAACACCUAG
Messenger RNA from Centropristis striata (black sea bass), 7560 nucleotides. Its product is annotated as polycystin-1-like protein 2. Lineage: Eukaryota; Metazoa; Chordata; Actinopteri; Perciformes; Serranidae. The transcript is spliced from 40 exons. Gene Ontology annotation, biological process: detection of mechanical stimulus. Gene Ontology annotation, cellular component: membrane. Gene Ontology annotation, molecular function: carbohydrate binding; calcium channel activity; calcium ion binding. The record is from RefSeq and is a predicted model, not a curated record.